CCCCCACCCCCAGCAGGGCUUACGCCUCGGACGCUCCUGCCAGUUAUUAUUGCUCAGGACUUUGGCUCCAGAAACGCUCCUUCCACCAGCAGCAGGACGCCUCCGCCAUGUCCGUGCUCACCCACCUGCUGGCCGUCCUCUUCGGGAUGGGCUCCUGGGUCUCCAUCAACGGCCUAUGGGUGGAGCUUCCCCUCAUCGUCCCGCAGGUCCCAGAGGGAUGGUACCUGCCCUCCUACCUGUCCGUCCUCAUCCAGGCGGCCAACGUCGGGCCGCUCGUCGUCACCCUGAUGCACCGCCUCCGGCCCGGCGUCCUCAACGAAGCGGCGGUCAUCUACGGGAUCGUGGCGGUGGGCGCCGUGGCCAGCUUCCUGCUGGCUUUCUUCUGGAAGGAGACGGUGGUGGUGGCCGGCGCCCCCCGCAGCCUGGCUCUGCUGGUUCUGACCUUCUUCCUGGCGGCUGUGGACUGCACUUCCUCCGUCACCUUCCUGCCCUUCAUGAUGCACCUCCAGCCGCACUUCCUCACCUCCUACUUCAUCGGGGAGGGGCUGAGCGGCCUGCUGCCGGCCCUGGCGGCUCUGGUCCAGGGCGUCGGCCUGGUGCGCUGCGUCAACAGCAGCCAGUCCCUAAACCACAGCGGCCACGGAGCCAGACGCCUGGAGGCUCGGUACCAGCCCUCCAACUUCUCCGCCGAGGUCUUCUUCUUCUUCCUCAGCGCCAUGAUGCUGGUGAGUCUGGCAGCGUUCCUGCUGCUGGACCUCCACCCGGCCGUGGCCCGGCAGCAGCCCGACCCGCGCUACUCCGCCGGGUCCAGGGAGAGGUCCAGGAGGAGCCGGAAGAGGCCCGAGCAGAGGCCCAUGAUGGACCCCUUCAGGCCCCAGAACCACAAACCCAGAAGCAGCUUGGGUUCCAGCUCCUGCAGCCAGAAGCAGCUGGUCUUCAUCUUCGUGGUUCUGGGCUGGGUCAACGCCCUGAGCAACACGGCCCUGCCCUCCGUCCAGUCCUACUCCUGCCUGCCCUACGGGAACGGCGCCUACCACCUGUCAGCCGCACUGGCCGCUGUGUCCAACCCGCUGGCCGGCUUCGUCGCCAUGUUCGUCUCCAUCAGGUCGCUGGUGUUCCUGGGCUUCCUGACGGUUCUGGGAACCGGGAUCGGGUCGUACAUAAUGCUGAUGGCGGCGCUGAGUCCCUGCCCCCUGCUGGUCAACGACGGUGCUGGCGCCGCCAUCAUGGUGCUCGCCUGGAUCCUCUUCAUCUUCUCUCUGUCCUACGUGAAGGUCAUCAUUGGGGUGAUCCUGCGGGAUGAAGGUCACAGCGCCCUCGUGUGGUGCGGGGCAGUGGUGCAGCUCGGCUCCCUGCUGGGAGCCGUCACCAUGUUCCCUCUGGUCAGCGUCUACGGCCUGUUCUCCUCCGGGGACCCAUGCAGCACCAGCUGCCCCUGAAGGGCCCAUGAGGGGGGAACCAUGAGGGUUCCCCAAUAAAUCAGGAAGGUUUAAAUGUUGCACUUGGUUUUAGAUUUUUUGCUCUUUAGUUUUAUUAAAAAUCUGCACAUUUGCCAUAAUUUAGUUUUAACUGCAUUUAUUUUCAUUUCAUUGUUUGCUUUAUGACAAUAAAAAUCUCCAGGAAUUUUCUCAUUGAGUCGCCUUCAAAACUUUUCUUUCAGUUUCUUCAUUGCAUCUCUAAAGAAUCUGACUUUGGUGAAAAAAAAACAACUAAAUAACUAUAACAUUUUUAAAUAAAUAUUCUGUAUUUCA
Messenger RNA from Poecilia latipinna (sailfin molly), 1751 nucleotides. It is a transcript of the gene slc52a3-2a, whose product is annotated as solute carrier family 52 member 3-2a. Gene Ontology annotation, cellular component: plasma membrane. The record is from RefSeq and is a predicted model, not a curated record. The transcript is spliced from 4 exons. Gene Ontology annotation, biological process: riboflavin transport. Bases 108 to 1439 code for a protein of 443 amino acids. Gene Ontology annotation, molecular function: riboflavin transmembrane transporter activity. NCBI's taxonomy places the organism in Eukaryota, Metazoa, Chordata, Actinopteri, Cyprinodontiformes, Poeciliidae.